AUGGGGGUGAGCAGAGAGACAAUGGAUAGCAACCGCAAGAUAGACGAUCUACGGCUGGGAAGCUUGAAUAAAAUCGGACAAACGGCCCUGAUAAAUGCCUUGGUAGAACGGUGGAAUCCAGUGACUCAUACGUUCCAUCUCCCUAUAGGUGAAUUUACUAUUACUUUAGAAGAUGUAGCUUUGAUACUUGGACUUCAAAGAACUGGGCUACCAGAUACAGGGCCAACCAACAGUAAUCACAGAUCCAUGGUGCAAGAAUGUCUGAUGAACUUUGGAGUUGCCCCAACAGCGAGUGAAUGCAGAGGUAGCUUUAUCAAGCUAACAUGGUUGCGUAAUGUUAAGCAUGGAAUAAUUUUGAUUACUCAUGAGGCUAUGAAGCGUUAUACCAGGUGCCACAUUAUGUCGCUGUUUGGUACCACGUUAUUUGAUGACAAAUCCGGUGCGGUGGUGCAUUGGAAAUUUCUACCCUUGCUCUGUAAUAUUCCUAGAAUCAGGACAUAUAGUUGGGGAUCAGCUUGUCUUGCCCACUUGUAUAGGUCUCUGUGUAGGGCCACGCAAUAUGAUUGUAAAUAUUUGAAUGGGCCUUUAGCACUGUUGCACGUGGAAUGA
This is a messenger RNA of Arachis ipaensis, 609 nucleotides long. The record is from RefSeq and is a predicted model, not a curated record. Lineage: Eukaryota; Viridiplantae; Streptophyta; Magnoliopsida; Fabales; Fabaceae.